Molecule: messenger RNA, 1115 nt
Organism: Stereum hirsutum FP-91666 SS1
Lineage: Eukaryota; Fungi; Basidiomycota; Agaricomycetes; Russulales; Stereaceae
Exons: 5
Coding region: 86-943 (285 amino acids)
Cellular component (GO): nucleolus
Molecular function (GO): RNA binding
Source: RefSeq, a predicted model, not a curated record
ACACCUCCAAGUCUUCAUCCUCUUUACCCAGCCUUUAUCCCCGUACAAAAACUUCUGGCAUAAUUUGUGAACUGGCGUAUCUAUAAUGGUUGUUCAGACUAGCACUGCGAUUCCAAAUCCUGCACCUGUCCGUAAAAACCGCCGUAAGAUCUCGAAGAAAAAAGCACCUCGCACAGCUGGCGAUGAGGUCGACAUGGACGACGACGAGCAUCCCACGGGCGGACCAUCCUCAUCCCCAUCUGCAGACGUGCCAUCAAACGACAUUAUGCAGGAAGAAGACGACGACGAGCUCAUGAUCGACCCCGACUCCGCCUCAGCCGCCCUCUUUCCUAACGCCAACUCCUCUGCCCCAGCUUUCGAUGCCGCUCCAGCUUCUGCCGUACGAGGAAGUUUGAAGAGUGAGACGAGGAGAGUGCCGAUACCACCACAUCGCAUGUCACCGCUGAAGAAGGAUUGGGUGAAUAUUUUUGGGCCUUUGACGGAGAUUUUGGGAUUGCAGGUUAGGAUGAAUGUGCAGAGGAAGGCUGUUGAGAUCAGGACAUCGAAGCUUACAAAGGAAGUCGGUGCGCUUCAGAAGGGUGCUGAUUUUGUGAAGGCGUAUGCUCUGGGUUUCGAUGUCAACGAUGCGAUUGCUCUACUUCGUCUAGACGACCUGUACCUUGACUCUUUCGAGAUCAAGGAUGUCAAGACGCUCCACGGCGACCAUCUUUCUCGUGCUAUCGGUCGGAUAGCCGGACAAGACGGCAAAACAAAAUUCACCAUUGAAAACGCAAGUCGCACACGAAUCAUCCUCGCCGACACUAAAAUUCACAUCCUCGGUUCCUUCCAAAACAUUAAAAUCGCUCGUGAUGCCAUCGUAUCGCUCAUUCUCGGGUCUCCCCCUGGGAAGGUCUACGCAGGGCUCAGGACUGUCAGCUCCCGGAUGAGGCAGAGGGCCCUUUGAGCUCGAGUCUAAUCCCGGUUGCAGGGCAUGUUAUUCCUUGUAUUUUGUUUCGCACUUUUCCUGGUGGCUGGUUUGGAUAGAUUUGUAUGGCUUUCUACGUGUAUACAACGAGCAUGCCUCCGCUGUUGUUUGUUUUCCAUAAUCUCUAUGCCUUCUAGGUCUUAUUUUCGAC